AUGCGGUGCACCUCUGGGAGGAAUGCCGAUGCCAAGGUGCUGGUGGUGCCAAACACGCUGCCAGCAGACAGCAGCGGCGAUUUUGUUGGCUGGGGCACGUCGCUAGCAUGGUUUGCCCACGCGAUAGGCACAGACUCUCAGCUGCUGGAGGCCGUAUCUCAGGCGCUGUUCAGCCGGGACGGCCUGGGCCUCAACAUUGUGAGGUACAACAUAGGGGGUUCAGACCUGAAUGGGGAUGACCUCGGAAAGUUCAGGGCCGGGGGAGCCGUGCCCUGCUGCUACAGCCGCGACGGCAGCUUCGAUCCCGAGCCCGACGCGCCUCAGACCGCGUUCCUGCUGCGCGCGCGUGAGCUCAUCGGUCGCGACGCGUUCUACUCCGAGGCCUUCUGCAACUCGCCGCCGUACUGGAUGUGCAAGAGCGGCACCAGCCGCGGGCACACGCGGCCGUACCGCAACAACCUGGGGCGCAUGGAGGUGGAGGCGUUUGCCGCGUCCAUGCUGGCGGCGCUCGCGCACUUCAAGGAGGCGCACGGCCUCGUCUUUGACAGCCUCUCGCCCUUCAACGAGCCGGGGAGCCCGGCGUGGAUCCAGGCGCUCAGUGCGCAGGAGGGCUGCUACUUUUCACAUGCACGCAUGAACGACGUGUCAGCCCACGAGCAGUUUUGCAUCUCUGACGCAAACAAAGAUGUGCGCAAGACGCCAGCAGCACUGUGGCCCGCAAUCGGCAAGAUCAACACCCACACCUACGAUUUAUCAGAGUUCUUGGGGUCCAAGGUACCCUUUUUCGUGACCAAGACUCAGGACAACAUGUUCAAGCGGGCCAGCCUCAGGAGGCGCGCGGCGCACGCUCAGAAAGAUGUCUGGGUGUCUGAGUUUGGGACGGGCAAGGGCGCGGAGCCGCUGGCGCGGCACGUUAUGUACCACGUCAUCCGCAUGCUGACCCGCGCGCUGCCCCGCGGCGCGCGCGUGUUCGGCGCGCCGCCGCUCGCGCGGCGGGGCGUGGGGGUGUGGCUCGGGGAGGGGCGGACCGGGUACGUGCUAGUGCACCCCGCAAAGGCCGCCGCGCCGCUGACGCUCAGCGCCGACGCCCGGGCCCUGCUCGGCACCCAAGCCGCCGGCGGCGGCGGCGGCGGCGGGGGCCUCAAAGCGGCCGCCACGCUGCUGGACGCGGCCGGGUUGGAUGCUGAGGCCGCGGCGGCGGGGGACCGGCAAGGGGAUGUGGGCAGCGGGAGCCGCGAGGCGGUGAGGGUGUUGGAGGUGGGGCCGGACGGCCUGGUGGAGCUGGAGGUGCCGCCGGGCCACCUGGCGGCGGUCGUAAUCUCAGCGGGGUGA
Molecule: messenger RNA, 1332 nt
Organism: Monoraphidium neglectum
Lineage: Eukaryota; Viridiplantae; Chlorophyta; Chlorophyceae; Sphaeropleales; Selenastraceae
Exons: 9
Coding region: 1-1332 (443 amino acids)
Molecular function (GO): hydrolase activity, hydrolyzing O-glycosyl compounds
Source: RefSeq, a predicted model, not a curated record